This is a messenger RNA of Clupea harengus (Atlantic herring), 1609 nucleotides long. Its product is annotated as interferon-induced protein 44-like. Gene Ontology annotation, biological process: immune response. The record is from RefSeq and is a predicted model, not a curated record. Lineage: Eukaryota; Metazoa; Chordata; Actinopteri; Clupeiformes; Clupeidae.
AUUUAGAAGGUUCCCGAAUACGGUCAUAUAGAAAGUAAAAGUGAAACUGAAUUGAAGCGAGUGCUUAUAUAAGAGUGAAAGCUACUCAGAGAGAAAUACAGACUGCACAAAGACUUCUUGGACAAUCUCUGGUUGUACAGGCCUAUUCUUGGCUAUUUGGCGGAUAGAUUUGUCUUCUUAUCUGUUUUCUUAGACUCAGUCAUGGGAACGGCACCAUUAGCACCACAACUAAAAGGUAAUUCAACAUUUAACCAAAACACAGACAUUACAGGCAUCAGUGUGAAAAGAGGACAGGACAUAACUUUCAGGUGCGACGCAAACUGUGAAGUAUACGGCACAUGGAAGAAGGAUGGUCUGACAUUGCACAAUGAUGGCAGGAUCAUUAUCACAGAACCAACUCAGUAUCGAUGCUUCAACCUGACGAUCCGUGAUGCCACGGACGAGGAUGAGGGUGAAUACACCCUAAAGUUGUCUAAAUGGCGUGGUGAUGCGUCAGGUUCUGCGAAAGUCAAAGUACUGGAUUACGCUGUGGCCUGGAGAAAAAUUGACCACCAAAGAAAUGACACAGUUAAAACGGCCCUGAGGGAGUUUACACCCAGCAACCCAGAGGCACAACGCCUUCGCUUCCUGCUACAUGGGCCAGUUGGAGCAGGGAAAUCCAGCAUGGCCAACUCUGUCAACACUGUCUUCCAGGGCCGCACGACUGUGAACGCACAUGCAGCCCCAUCCACUGGCAAAAGUGAAACCACAACGUACAACAUGUACGAGAUUAAGGACCAGCACGGAAGAAAGCUGUCUUUCGUCUUCAAUGACAUCAUGGGACUGGAGGGUACAGAAACAGGCGGGGUGCUGACUGCUGACAUCAUCAGUGCCUUAAAAGGACAUGUCAAAGAUGGCUAUAAGUUCAACCCCUCGUCUCCUUUGUCUGGCGGGUUGUACUACAACAACAACCCCACUCUGGAUGAGAAAGUCCACUGCCUGGUGAGUGUGAUGCCUGCACACAAAAUCCUUCUGCUGGAGGAAACCCAUGGCCUCAUCAUGAAGAUGAGGGAAGUCAGAGACGUUGCCAAGAACCUUGAAAUCCCCCAUGUACUCUUGAUGACCCAUGUGGACAGCUGUCCUCUGGUGAAGGAGGACCUGGACAAAAUCUACUUCAGCAAGAAAAUUAAGAUAGCAAUGGAGAACUGUAGUGUCAAGCUUGGUGUUCCCAUGAACCGAAUCUUCCCGGUGAAGAACUACCAUGAAGAGAACUGCGUGGAUGAGAAAGUAGACUGUGUGAUCCUGGAUGCCCUGGACAACAUUGUCAACUUUGCCAAUGAUUAUGUGAUCAGACAGAUUGAAUAGAUAUAGUAGAUGGGCGACUUAUUUCAUGCCUUCUUAUUAUUCUUGUAUCACACUCCUAUGGAAACCAAGUAUAAUUAUAAUACAAAACAUAUGCCAAGUUACCCAGGUGUAAAAUGUAAUUAGCCAAACUAAACCAUUUCCCUCAAAUGUAUUUAGCAUACCGUAAAUCCUCAAAUAAAGACCGGGAUUCAAUUAGAGGCCGGGCUUCAGAUAGUAUCCGGGGGCGUGGUCGAUACGGACAAAUAAAGGCCGGGCCCUGUAUACA